Molecule: messenger RNA, 1707 nt
Organism: Didymodactylos carnosus
Lineage: Eukaryota; Metazoa; Rotifera; Eurotatoria; Philodinida; Philodinidae
Source: the annotation of a GenBank genome assembly
AUGAGCAUGAUUGUUCAUGAUCAAGCUCAACUCUUUCAACAAGAUUCUGAUAAUUCGUUUGUGUCGAUGACAUUUUAUUGUCCAAUCGGUGAUGCUGCUCUUGACCAAACUCAUAAGAAUUUGUCGAUAGAAAAUGGUGAUUUUCUUUAUGGACAACUAUUUCUCGAAUUACUCACGCGUCUGGACGAUGAAGCCAUGCAUUCGUCGUUGCACGAUUUUGUCGAAUUUUGCAAGAAAAUACAUGCGAGCAAUGAAUCAGAGCUGAUCACUUUUGAAUGUAAUUACAAAGCGGAGAAUAUUUUGAAUUACUAUUCACAGAAACCAUUUGUCUAUGCCGUUAUGAACGAAGCAUUGCGCAAACAACAGUGGAGUCAACUGAUCACCAUGCGUUUUUUAAUACGUGAUUUAUACGUACAAUUGCGUAAAAGCCAAUUGAAACUUGACCAAACAACUCAUGUCUACCGAGGACAAGCGAUCAGCCGCCAAGAAUUACAGCGUAUGAAGGCUUACACUAAAAAUUCGACGGCAGUGAAUAGUUUCUUGUCAACAAGUCGAAAUCGAGAUGUAGCACUGACGAUGGCACGUUCAAAUGCUGAACGUCAUGAUCGAACAGAUGUGGAAUUAGUAGUAUUCGAUAUCGAAAUGAACAUCAAUUGUAUUAACGAUUCAAAAAUGGCACCGUACGCUGACAUAAGCAAUAGAAGCAACUUUAGUGAAGAAGUCGAAGUACUUUUCAUGCCAGGCAGCGUGUUCGAUCUAAUCGAUGUCAAGUUUGAUGAGCAAGACAGGGUAUGGAUUGUCACUCUACACUUGACUUGUGCCGACUCACCAGUACUCACCUAUAUAAAGCAACAGCUACCUCCUCGUACUUGUCUUAGUCAUAUCUCCGCCAUUCUGUAUGAUAUGGGUCAGUUUGAUCGAGCUGAGCAAUUGCUACUUGAACUCGUCAAUAACAGUAUCAACAGUGUGGAACUGUACGAUCAACUCGUGGCCGUGAAGCUCGCCAAGAGCGACUAUAGUUCAGCGCUCGAAUACAUCAAGAAGGGUCUCAAUCAUCGUAUGGCAAUGCUAUCGUCUAGUGAUCUUUACAAGAGCUAUAAAUUGUUCGGCAACGUUUACAAAGUAAUGGAUAACGACGAGAUAGCAAUGGAUCAUUAUUCAAUUGCCCUUGGUUUAUUAUUAUCGUACAAGGACAAGAAUCUUCUCGCCGUCGGAGACGUUCAUCUACAGAUCGGUUUAUUACAUUGGAAGGCAGGAAAUUUGCAAUCUGCUACAAGGAGCUUUGAAGAUAGUCUCAGAUUCAAACAGGUCGCUCUCGGGAAGCGUGAUCCGGAAGUUGCGCGCAUUCUCAUGAAUUUGGGUGUCAUCGCUAAUCAACAAGAUAAGUAUGAGCGAGCAUUGGAGUUUCUCGUCAAAGCGUUGGAUAUUCAACUUGAAAUGUUACCUAGCGAUCAUUACGAUGUGGCUCAGACAUACAAUCAUAUUGGCUUGGUCUAUGCUCAGUGCGAUAAGCAAGAUUUAUAUCUGGCCUUCGCUCAUCGCAGUGUCACCAUUGAGCUCAGCUUACUACCGCUCGCGCAUCCAUCACGAGCGGAGCUCAUUGAGACUGUGGAGGAAAUUCGAUCGCUCGAAAGUCUAUGGACAAUGAACGCUUCUUUGCAUAAAGUCUUAUUCUCCGAACGACUAGCAACUCUCCUAAACAGAUAG